AUUUCGAUUUUUUUUUCCAUUUCUAUUGGUUUUUUUGUUGGCUUGUCAAGUGACAUGUUAAUGAUGAAUGAAUUUUACUGAGUGAAAUGUCCGUCACUCAGAGAAAAGUAACGUCUUCUUGGACCAGUUGGACAUGACAACGAGAAAGUGGCUUGAUUAACGUCUACAACAACAGCAUGUACAAUCAUUUCGAUUAAAUUUUUCAAAUAACCUUGAUAAUAUUUUGUUAAAUAAACAAAUAAUAUUUAUUAAUUUUGAUAUUAAUUUUUGUUCAAUAAAUAAUACUGUUUGAUAUUUAUUUUUGAUAUUUUUUAAAAAAUCAGAUCAUUAUUUGUUUAUUCAUUUUAUUGGUGAUACGUAUCAUUGGGUUAGACCCAGUUAAUAUUAAAUGAACACAUAUGUGAAAUCAAUAUGAUCAUCCAGGACAAGGACAUGAUACUUUAGUCACAUUUUUUUUUUUGUAAAAACAAAAAAUAUUCGUAAACAAAAAUAUUAUUUUGAUAUUUUUGGAAUAACCAAGAUAUUAGUGUGGCAAACCACUUCUAAUUAUUUUAUUUUUCUUUAUUUUUGUUAUCAGUAUACGCCUGCGUGGUAAAUCCUUGUUUGACGUUGAUUAAUUCACGAGUGGUUAUAUAAAUACACCGGGUUGAUACUUUGAUAUCAGUUAACAGUUUUAUAAAGUUAUACUGAUAGCCAAGAGAUACAUACUUGAGAAAUAUAACUUUUACUUUGUUAAAGUUAAUAAAAUAAUUUAUAAAUUUUAAACAUCAUUAUGACAAAACCAAAAGUUCUUGUUAAUAGCUGUGAUGCACCACAAGCUGGUCUUGAUCUUCUUCGUACCAAGUGUGAUUUAACUAUUCUUCCAGAUUGUAAUCCAACACGUCAACAAAUUUUAGAUGCUAUUCCAGGACACGAUGCUAUUUUUCUUGCUGUUCAUGAGACAAUUAACUCUGAAUUUCUCAAUGCUGCCGGAACAAGUCUCAAAGUAGUGUCAACAAUGUCAGCUGGAUAUGAUCAUCUUGAUGUACCUGAAAUAAAACGUAGAGGUAUUAAAGUUGGACAUACACCAGAUGUACUAAAUGCUGCAGUAUCAGAAAUUGCUGUGAUGCUUUUAUUAAAUGCUGCAAGACGUGCACAUGAAGGUCGAAAACUUCUUGAAGCUGGUCAAAUAAAUAAGAGUCCAUCAUGGUUAUUGGGUCACGAUUUACGUGGUUCAACUGUUGGAAUUGUUGGUCUUGGUGGUAUUGGACAAGCAACUGUUAAAAAAUUAAUACCAUUUGAAGUUAAAAAAUUUUUAUAUACUGGUCAUUCAAAGAAAAAAGCUGGUGAUGAUUUGGGUGCUGUAUUUGUAUCAUUAGAUCAAUUAUUAGAAGAAAGUGAUUUUAUUAUUGUAGCAACACCUUUGACAGCUGAAACACGUGGACUAUUUGAUGAUAGCAUGUUUAAUAAAAUGAAAAAAAAUGCUAUUUUUGUAAAUGUUGGUCGUGGUGGUGUUGUUAAAACUGAUGCUCUACUUAAAGCACUUAAAAAUGGAACAAUUUUUGCUGCUGGAUUAGAUGUUGUUGAUCCUGAACCUUUACCAAGAGAUCAUGAAUUAUUGAGCUUGCCUAAUUUUGAAAUUAUUCCACAUCUUGGAAGUGCAACUAUCAAAACACGAAAUGACAUGUCAACUGUUGCUGCAAAAAAUAUAUUAAAUGGUUUAGAUGGUCUUCCAUUAAUUUAUCCACUUUAAAAUAAAAUUAAAAAAAACUUUUCUGACCUCAAUCAUUCCAAAUGCUAUGAAUAUUUUUUUUUUAUAAUAUACAUAUUUAAUAUACCAUUAUAAUAAUAAAAAUAACUUAAAGCAUAAAAUUUAAAAAUUAUGAUUAUUUUUUUCAACUAUUUUUACAAUUGAGUAAAAAAUUUAUAUUAUUUGAUAAACAGCUUUGUUUUUGUUUUUUUUUUUAAUUUUUGGAACAAUUGUCUUUCCACAUAGUAUCAGCCUCAUUUUUAUGAUUACAAUAUUUAUUAUAGAUUUAAAAUAUGUUAAAUCACAUAAUGCUUUUGGGAUGUCGUGCGAUUUAAUUAACUUAUCACCGAUAAUAAACCACUGAUAAUCAUCAAGCUUCUACAACAGCAUUUUUAAGUUUACAAAGAAUAGGAUCAAUUCUAUCUUCAAGUGAUAAUAUAUGACCUGUAUUGCUUUCAAUUGAUGCUAUGAAACUGACAACAAGAGGCAAUUUAUUCAUCUGUACCACCUAGAAAUAAUUAAAUAUUAAAAUAUUUUAUCAUCAUCAAGUUAUUAAAUUAAUUAUAAUAAUUAUUACUUGAUAACCAGUGUACAUGCAAAUAAUUGUUUCAUUUUUUCCAAGGCCAAGUUUACUGCCUUGAUCAGUUGCCAUUCCAAAUGUUGAUAAAAAACUUGGUCUUGUUGCUACAUCUGGUACAUUGUCAUUCGAAACUGAUACAACUGGUACACCAUCUCUGUCUGUUAUCAAUAUACCAUGAAGAC
This is a messenger RNA of Aphidius gifuensis, 2491 nucleotides long. RefSeq names its product glyoxylate reductase/hydroxypyruvate reductase-like. Gene Ontology annotation, cellular component: cytosol. Gene Ontology annotation, molecular function: hydroxypyruvate reductase (NADH) activity; glyoxylate reductase (NADPH) activity; hydroxypyruvate reductase [NAD(P)H] activity. Bases 773 to 1732 code for a protein of 319 amino acids. Lineage: Eukaryota; Metazoa; Arthropoda; Insecta; Hymenoptera; Braconidae. The record is from RefSeq and is a predicted model, not a curated record. The transcript has 4 exons.